AUGUCAAAUAGCUCUGUGAAUCAGAUGCAAGCUGACCUUUUCUACUCUUCAAAUAAGCAAUCUGAGCAGAUACCUUCGCAAAGGUCAAUGUCUAAUUCAAUGUAGAAUUCAAUGAAUCAUAAUACUAACGAUCACAAAGAUCAAGUUAAUUUCAACUAAAGAUCUAUAGCCUCAUCGUGCACAGAUUCAUCAAUGCCACUUGAGUAAACGAUUAAUCUUAGAAGUCUGCAGAAGUAAGUCUAAAAUAUUGAGGAUAAGUAAAGUAUGGUCAUGUCCAGAACAGAUUGGUUUUCAUUUUUGAAAAUAGCUUACAACCAGCUAGCUAAAUUGGAAUAAAAUAGCAGAAGAAGUGACUCUGAUAGUAAAAGUGAUAGUGAGUUAAUAUCAUUGGUGAUAAAAGAUAACUUUGUAAAAAUAAUAGAGUUCAAUCUUAAUAAAAUACCGCUAAAGAAGGUUGAAGAUUAUUUAGGAUCUAAUUUAGAUUCUAGUUGUAAAAAAGCAGGGAAUUAAAUCAGAAAAGAAAAAUACUUGUCAUUUGAUCAAGUUAUUACCUGUUUAAAAUCAUUAAAUACUAAUGAAUUCGAUUAGGUGCAUUGGGAUGAUAUAAUUGACAGUCUUAUGGCUUAGAGUUAGCAAAUUUCAUCUCGUUAAAUUUAGUCCAACACUUAAGGAUCCUCAACAGCUCUAAAUGAAAUUGAGUCAAAGUAUUAGGAAAGCUAGAGAAUUAAAUAAUUAGAGGAUGAAAUCAAGGGGAAUAUAACAAAAAUCGUUUUAAAGGAUGAAUCUAUCUUAUUCGAUUUAUCCAAAGUUUAAGGCUAACUCUAGAAUACAAAAGUUGAUAUAAUUAGGCUUUUAAAAAAUCUCAUGAAUAAUUCGUCACUAGCUACUGUCAGAGCCAUGUCAUUUUCCUAAUUAAAAUUAAACAACUUAAAAGAUUUCUAAGAAAUUAAUGCAUUUUAGUCACUAGUUAUAUUAAAUCUCUCUAGCAUGGAUAUUGAUCCUAACUUACUAAGAAACAUUAACUUUAUUAGUUUGCAAUAUCUUAACAUAGCUAAUAAUUAACUUAAGGAGAUUAAUCUAAUAAGCAGUAACCUAUCCAAAUUAAAAGAAUUGAAUGUUUCACACAAUAGAUUUAUCACAGCAAAAAAUUUUUCAAAAAUAGAAAAUCUAAAGUUGCUUGAUCUUUCAUUCAAUCAGAUAGACCUUUACGAGGAGAUAAUUUGCUUAGCUUUUACCUAAAGUCUUGUUGUGCUAAAUUUGGCUGGAAAUCCAAUAUGCUAUGUUAUUGAGAACAAAGAAUGCCCUAAAUUCUUAGAAACUGUGAAAAAAUUGCUGCCUAAGAUUAUGAUCUUCAACCCACCAUUCAUAAGUAAAGUGUCUUGCUUUGAAAAUUUUAAAGAUUUAGCUUUUUCAAUUGGAAGGAUGGAUGGUCAGCAUUCAACAAGUUAAAGUGUACAAAGUGAAUUUAAUUCAAGCAGAGUCCUAUAGAAAUAAUUGAAUCUUUAGAACUACAUCCCUUAAAUUCAGCCUAACAAAGAUAAUUGCUAAACAAGAUCUAAUAGUGUUUCAAGAUCAGCUACUCCUGAAUAAACUUCUUCUAGACAAGUAAGUGUAAGAUAAAUUGAAUCUAGAAAGAGCUAAUCACCUUAAAAUUAUUAAUACUAGCAGGUGCAUUCUCCCUAUGAUUAUCCAAAGAUUAGAGAAGUUGAGUAAAGAGCUUCUCCCUUUAAUUUAGAUAAUGAAUCAAUACAAUUGAGAAGUACUCCGAAGAAUCUUAUAAGUGCAACAGAUAAUUUCUCAAAUGCAAAUAUUUUAAAUACCUCUAAUUUUGAUAAUGCUAGUACUUAUGAUUCUAAUAUACAUAAAAAACUAGAAGAUACUCAUAAGAUUCAAAUAAAAAAUGAUCACCUAAAAUACUUCAACCCUUAUAAUAAAAAUACGGAUAAUUCCCCGUUAUCAGAGUGUGAAAGAAGAUCUAUAUCAUCAUAACUAACUAAUAUUCUAAGUCCAUAUGAUAAUAUGAAUCCCUUAUAAAAUAGUAAAAAAGAGGAGAGAUAAAAACCACCAAGAUAUAUAAGAAUCAAGCCUACUUCAUAUACAGGAACCGACAACUCAUUUACUAAUGUUGAUACUUAAAAUUAGAACUCUUCAAGAACUUAAAUUCAUGAAAAUCGAAUGUAGAUUCCAGUGUCAGCUGGUGGAGGGAAUAUAUCUAUUAUUUAAUCUUUGAAUAAUCAAACAAUAAUAACUCAGGCAUCUGAACUUCAUUAAAACUUACUUAGAUCUAAUUAAAAGCAUCAGAUAAAAAGGGAUAUGUCAGUUAAACUUAACUCUCAAAAUUAAUAUAAAAACUUCGACUUGAUCUAACAUCCGGUUAAAAGAGAAAAUUCGAUAUAAUCGAUGGGAAACAAAGGAUCAAAUAGAUUUAUUAAUGAUAUCACAGUUAAUGAUGAAAAUUCAGAUAUGGCUCACUACUAUGAAUAGUAAAUUUCAUCUAUGAACAUUAAAAAGAUUAGAGAGAUGCCCUCAAAAGAGAUAUUCAAAGUAGCUAAUACAAGUAGCUCAAACAUAAUAGAUACCAGUGUAAGUCCAAUUAAAGCCAUGAUGAUAGCAAAACCUCCGGAUGAUUAAGUACGAUAAUCUUCGAAAUCACUGUCUAGAUUAGGAUAAGGGCAAGGAUCAAAUACAAAUCGAACUUCAUUAAAAAAUAGUGAGAGAUAAUCUAUGCUAGAUCAUGAUAGAAUCAAUUAAUUCACACCAUAAAAGUUUAAGAAUCAAAGAAAUUUCAUCAGAGCUGGCUCUUAAAAUAAAAAUUCAAAUAGUAGAGUUGUUGGAAAUAGCAACCAUAUGAGAUUGAUUACUUAGUCAAGUGAAAAAGUUGAUAGAUCCUUGAUAAUGAUUCAGCAUAAUAAGACUUAGAAUGUUCAGAUAAAAAAUCUUAUUAUGGACAACUCAUAUGGUAAAGAUCUACUAGGAAAUCUCAAAUCAGAUUAAACUUUCAAUCAAUUGCAACAAAUAAGGUCUUUCUAAGGAAUUUAAAAUGAAUCAAAGAUCAAGAUUCUACCCCAAAUUAGUCAUCAUAAAAAAUCUUCUAUUAGGUCCCAACCUCAAAGUGAAAAAGAGCUCUCAAGCAAGAGACCAUAUCACCACGCUAGAAUAAGCUCUUAUAGUCCAAAUCAUGGUCAAGAAGAUAAAGUUAAGUCAUUUAAAAUAGCUGCACUUGAAGGUGUGAGUCCAAGAACAGCAAAAUAAGCUUCCUUAGCUAAAAUUAAUGAUUUCGAUUAAAAACUAUCAAAUGUUACAAAUAGUAAAAGGGAGUCACAGAAGUUCUAGCCGCAGAUAAAGACUCAAGAAUUCUAGAUUAGUAAGAACGGAGAAUACAUAAAUACUUAACAAACAAAGACUAGCAGUGAUAAUGGAGGUAAUAAUACACCUAGAUUUUCUCAAAGAAAUAAUCUCUAGAAAGAAGUUAGGUACUAAGAUGCAGUGGAAAUAAUCAAUCACAAAAGAAAGAAAGUUGAAAAUAAGAAGAACUUGUACAACUCUAUUGCAGGCAAAGCUUAGGGCAAAUCGAGCUAAAACAAAUCAAGAUAGAGUUCAAAUUCUGGUUUAAGCAAUAUCACUAAUAGCCAAAAAGUCGCAAACUAGAAUAGUUUAAACUCUCAAAUGAGUAACUAGACAAAAACAUCAAACUCAAUUCUGAAAGAAAAUCAUAUUGGUGAAAGAUAAUAACAGUAUAAGUAAACUGCUAAUUUUUACAAUGAAGGGCCAUCUUAAUGUUAACAAUUAAGCAAUGGUUGUUUUAAAUUAAGUAUUGACUUAAGACAAAGAAGGUGA
Stylonychia lemnae is the source of this 3837-nucleotide messenger RNA. The record is from the annotation of a GenBank genome assembly. Lineage: Eukaryota; Ciliophora; Spirotrichea; Sporadotrichida; Oxytrichidae.